AUGGAGUACCACCCAAGCGACAACUGUACAGCUGGAAGUAAGGAUCUGUACAAGUUCUACUUCUCGGUGAUGAUCAUGGAGUUUAUCCUGGCUCUUCCUCUGAACCUCAGCGUGAUCUACCUCUUCAUUUUUAAACUCAAAUUCUGGAAAUCUAAAAGCAAUAACAUUUUUCUCUUCAAUCUGGUCCUGGCGGAUAUCCUGCUGCUGAUCUGUUUGCCGGUCAGGGCGUACUACUUCCAGCGUGGGGAGAGACGGAGUAACAACAAGACCUUGUGCCAGUCGGUUCUCUUCAUGCUCUUCUUAAACCGAGGAGCAAGUAUCGCCUUCCUGACCAUCAUCUCCAUUAACCGUUACUUCAGCGUGGUUCACCCUGGCAUUAAGAACCCCUUCAAGAUCAGGAAAAGAAGCAUUCUCAUCUCCGUUCUGGUCUGGGUCGUGCUCUUGCCUCUGACCAUCCCAUCCCUGCUGACCUCCUUCGAGUGCUGCAACGACGACAUGGACAAGACGCCCAACAAAGAGAACGACAUCACUAUCACCUUCAGAGAGCUGGUGUUUUUCACGCCAGUUCUCAUUCCAUCUAUCAUCCUGGUCUACUGUACUAUCAGGAUCACCAACAGGCUGAAGGAGAAGACGGUCGGCGACAGGACCAAGCUGAGAAGAGCCGUCUUCCUGGUCACUCUGGUCGUCUUGGUGUUUGUUUUCUGCUUUUGGCCGUCUGCUAUUUCGAGGUUGGUCCUGCUGAUGUUUAGACGCCAGAAGUUUCAGACAGCGGAGGAAAUCGCCGUCCAGGUCUACGACGGACUCAUGUGCCUCUCGUAUCUGGAUUGCCUCCUGGACCCCAUCGUCUACUGCCUGAGCAGUACUAAGUUUAAACACGUGUACAUGUCCACCUAUUUGCCUUUCCUGAUGAAAGGACACCACGUGGAACAUCACUGAAACCUCAUCGUGUGCACAAACGUGUGAAUCUUUAAAAAGAAAUAAAACCCUAAAGCUUGAACUUCACCAAAAAAAUUCAAGUCUUAUGGGUACUCUUUCAAACUGUGAGGAUUUGUGUUCAUUCACGUCCGAGUUAAAAACAAACAAAAGCAUUGCAUUCAUGGGUCACUCUUUAGAUCUGUUUAAAAAAUGUUUUAUUUAUACAGUGACAUGUAUACCAUGUGCUAUAAUCCCUUUCGCAUUUCAUUUUCAUUCUCAUUAAACAUGCUGUUUUAUUAUUA
Molecule: messenger RNA, 1217 nt
Organism: Hemibagrus wyckioides
Lineage: Eukaryota; Metazoa; Chordata; Actinopteri; Siluriformes; Bagridae
Gene: gpr31
Product: G protein-coupled receptor 31
Exons: 1
Coding region: 1-936 (311 amino acids)
Biological process (GO): G protein-coupled receptor signaling pathway
Cellular component (GO): membrane
Molecular function (GO): G protein-coupled receptor activity
Source: RefSeq, a predicted model, not a curated record